Trichoderma aggressivum f. europaeum is the source of this 504-nucleotide messenger RNA. RefSeq lists its product as uncharacterized. NCBI's taxonomy places the organism in Eukaryota, Fungi, Ascomycota, Sordariomycetes, Hypocreales, Hypocreaceae. The transcript has a single exon. The record is from RefSeq and is a predicted model, not a curated record. The coding region runs from base 1 to 504 and encodes 167 amino acids.
AUGGCUUCCAGAGCCUUUUUCGACCCCGUCGUUGCACUGCGGGCGGCGCCCCUGCUUACGUCCACCUGCUCGCUUUGGUUUGCGUGGGACCAGCACUUCUUCCUGCAUCUCUUCAACAAGCCCGAGAUCCGAAGCAAAUCCAACGAGCUGCUGCCCACGUACUUUGGCUACUUUUUCCGCGGAGGAGUGACUCGCGUCCUGGUUUUGCUCUCCCUGACAGUGUCGUCCACGCUCGCAACCUGCCUCGUUAACCAUGACUCGCAUUGGGCCAAUAAUUCUCUGCGCUGGUACACGGCCGGCAUGGUCCUGGCGGCUAGUCAUCUUGCAUUCGUCCCUGCCAUAGCUCCCAAAGUGCAGGCUGUGAUUGAAGACACUUCCAAGGGACAGAGCACCAAUGAUUUGGACGGCUGGCUAACGAUUCACGCCUGGAGAGGUCUGACUGUUGAUUUGGCGGCUUGGGCUUGUUUUGUUGUUGCUACCGUGCGCAACAUCCAAUCGUCGUAA